AUGGAACAGUCAUGUGCAUGAAGUCUUAUUGUAAGGUAGAUUCAAUCACCUCUCUCUUACCUGUGUCUUGGUGACGUCAAAUCUGAUUGGGCCAGCUAAUCUAUAAAAACACAGGUUACGUCCUCAAAUGUCCUGUUUGAGCGUGGAAGUUAAUAAAGCAACUUCAACUGAGCAAAGGUGAACCCGACUCUGGUUUAGAAAAAGUCAGAGGACGCAAUGCCUGGAAAAACAGCGCUGAUUGUAUUUGCUCACCAAGAGCGGAGAUCUUUUAACUAUGCCAUGAUGGAAGCAGCUCAGGCAGCUCUUAAGAAGAAUGGUUGGACGGUUCUCGUGUCUGAUCUUUACGAGAUGAAGUUUAAUGCUAUCCUGUCACGUGAUGAUAUCCUAGGUAAUCCCAAGGAUCCGAGUAACUUCAGCUAUGAAGUAGAGGCUGAGGCAGCGUGGAAGGAAGGGCGUCUCUCCAAAGACAUUGUGGAGGAGCAGAAGAAAGUGGAGAAGGCCGACCUUGUAAUCUUUCAGUUUCCCUUGUACUGGUUCGGGAUGCCCGCCAUAAUGAAAGGAUGGGCGGAACGAGUCUUCUGUAUGGGGUUUGCGUUCAACUUACCAACAAUGUACUCUGAAGGACCGUUCAAGAAUAAGAAAGCCCUAUUAUCCUUCUCCUCCGGUUGCCCCGGGUCGAUGACUACACCCAGGGGCAUUAAUGGAGACAUCAAUGUUAUUCUGUGGCCUAUACAGAGUGGCAUUCUGCAUUGCUGUGGAUUCCAAGUCCUGGAGCCUCAGAUCUCAGACAAUGUGUUACACAUAUCUCAGGAAGCUCGGGUUGGGAUACUGAAGAGCUGGGAGAAGCGACUGGAGACCAUCUGGGACGAAAAGUCCAUCAGAUUCAUUCCCUAUCAGGACUUUGAGGGUAUGUCUGGUGGAUUUCUGCUGAAGAAGCAGGUGGAGGAGGCCAGAUCUGAUGAUAGGUAUGGCCCAACGGUGGGGCAACACCUGGGCAAACCUCUACCACCCGAUAGCCAGGUGAAGGCUGAAGUCUCCAGCUUAUAAGAGACGGCUUGGCAAAGUGUUUUACGUGAGACGCUGUGUCCUUUCAGUCUACGCGUCACUGGCUGCACUAGGAUCUUGCCACUACGAUGCGGUAAUACAGAGAUGUGUCGUCACAGGAUCAUUUUACACAACGAGGUACCAGGCGGACAUUUUGGACAUCAAGUUCCUCUGCUCAUUCCCUCAUAAUGUUUAUGCUAUUGUAAUAGCCUGUAAAGCAUUUUACUCUUAUAUGACAUUAAAAUUUGUGUAAGUUUCAUUGGGUGGUGUGCAUUCGGUCUCUCGGCUAAACUCUAGCACAGCCAACAUCUAUCUUCUCCAUAAACAUGCACUCAGGAGAGUGGGACUAGCAUCUCCAGAUACAUAUGGGACUGCAGGGAAUGAAGGACUAAAUGUACUGAAAAUUAGAGUGCAUGCUCUUCAUUACCCGAUUAUUUGGGCAGGUCCAAUAUGCACUAAGGCUAUGCAUACAUACAUAUUUU
Molecule: messenger RNA, 1526 nt
Organism: Bufo bufo (common toad)
Lineage: Eukaryota; Metazoa; Chordata; Amphibia; Anura; Bufonidae
Product: NAD(P)H dehydrogenase [quinone] 1-like
Exons: 6
Coding region: 217-1047 (276 amino acids)
Cellular component (GO): cytosol
Molecular function (GO): NAD(P)H dehydrogenase (quinone) activity
Source: RefSeq, a predicted model, not a curated record